CGCGAAAAAAGGAGAACGCUGAACGAAUUUGGUCGCGUUUUGGUGAAAAUUGUUUAGGUGAAAGCUGUGAAAAUAUGUCCUCAGACAGCGGAAACGGCGCAGCCACGCGCGAUAGUACGAAUUAUAUCGAUACGCUACCGGCUGAGGUACUUUGCGUGAUUUGUGAUCUGCUAGAUCUGAACGAUAUCAAAAAUGCUUCCCGCACAAGCAAAAGAUGGCACAAGAUCAUCUUUGCAAGCCAGUAUGCUGCGCGAUUCGUUUUUAUCCUCAAUGUGGAGUCGAAGGUACUUGCCGGUUAUCCGAGAUGCCUCGGAUCCGUGGACAAAUCCUCGGAAAUAUACAAGAAAUACAAACUCCAACGAUCAGAGAAGAGGCAGGAGGUGCUCAAGGACGUAAUGAAUUUGCUCACGCACUCUGAACGAUGCUAUCAAAACCUAACUCAUCGCGUUAAUAGAUUCAUCGUCGGUAGCCUGCCAGCGCUAUGGGUCACUAUUCAUCCGAAACAUACAACCAAUCUGCUCUCGCUGGAUCUUAGCUUUUCCGGUUCCGCGACGGAGCUAGUGUUACCAGCGAUAGCCAAGACAAUACCGUUGUUGCCGCAACUUGUUACGCUGAAGCUACGCCAUGUCGAUGGACAACCUUUUCAGCAGAAAAGUUUAACAAUUCUUCGAAACAGUACGGUGCAGAAUCUUACGGUUGCUUCCAUACUCAACAUUGGGAUAGAAAUGCCACAGUUGCUAACAUUCACAGGUGAAUCUGCUGUACUGUUCCAAUCCGCGAGCAGCACAAAUUCCCAGAUCCAGCCAGAUGCGUUCGGUAAUCUGAAACAUCUAAACAUUACCGACGUGAAAGGAAUCUUUUGUGAUAAGCCCAAACCAACGCAUAAAGUAUCAAUCCCACUGCAAGUGUCCAUAAUUCUUCAAUUGAAGAAUUUAGAGACGAUGAAGUGGGAGGAUAAAGUAGGAGAUAAAGUCUUCCGCGCGAUAUGUGAGACGUGCACGAAAUUGAAGGAUUUGUCGAUUAAAACACAAGUUGCUAAUGUCACGGUGUUGAAUUAUCUUUCAAAACUCGUUAAUCUACGUGUUCUAACGAUUGGAGAAGUUAACAGUACAGAUAAUUCUCGCUUAACCUUCGAUUUUUCGGUUCAAACCAAUCUAGAGAAGCUCCAACUGCCAAACUCAAGAAUCGAUUCCCUGGUACUUCCAAAGAGGGUGUAUAAGCUUGGCUUGACGAUUAGCAGCAAAAAUCGCGCAAAUAUGAUCCAGAUCCUUAAAAAGUACAAAGUGCAGUUGACAGAAUUGGCCCUAACUUUCAUCAAUUUCGAUGAUAAGGAACCGCCACAAAUAUUGAAGGUAUUGUCGAUGAUGGAGAACUUAGACGUUGUCCUGUUCCGUAGAGGAUGUUUCAAAGACUUGAGUUUUUUUGGCAUAUCCAAACCAAUGUAUCGUUUACGCGAAAUGUACUUCGACAAUUGUUGUUUACAUCGGGCAACCUUUGAUGGCCGCACCGAAAAGUUCCCCAACCUGAAGGUCCUGCGUUCUUGGGAGGAUGAUGAAGAUGAUCUCUAUAACAAUAAGAAUGACGAUGAUUACUCUGACGAUGAUUACUCCGACGAUGAUUACUCCGACGAUGAUUACUCUGACGAUGAUUACUCCGACGAUGAUUACUCUGACGAUGAUUACUCCGACGAUGAAGAUGAGUCUGAUAAUGCUGAUGAAGAGUGAGAAGAGUUAAAAAAUGAUGACGAUAAGGAGUCUGAUGGCCAAGAUGAUAAGUUUAAUCAUGAUGAAUCAGCUGAAGAAUCAGAAACACGUGAGCAGGAGCGUGAUUAGUUUAGUAUAGAAGCUGCAAGGCAUCGAAGCCCAGAGAAAAGAACACGUUUAGAAUGCCACUGAGUGGUGAUGAAAUGUAACAUGUAAUGAAUUAAAUCACAAAUAAACGAUUGGAG
Messenger RNA from Anopheles darlingi, 1948 nucleotides. RefSeq lists its product as uncharacterized. The transcript has 2 exons. The record is from RefSeq and is a predicted model, not a curated record. Gene Ontology annotation, molecular function: protein binding. NCBI's taxonomy places the organism in Eukaryota, Metazoa, Arthropoda, Insecta, Diptera, Culicidae. The coding region runs from base 75 to 1724 and encodes 549 amino acids.